Molecule: messenger RNA, 486 nt
Organism: Arxiozyma heterogenica
Lineage: Eukaryota; Fungi; Ascomycota; Saccharomycetes; Saccharomycetales; Saccharomycetaceae
Gene: MRPL23
Product: mitochondrial 54S ribosomal protein uL13m MRPL23
Exons: 1
Coding region: 1-486 (161 amino acids)
Biological process (GO): translation; negative regulation of translation
Cellular component (GO): ribosome; mitochondrial large ribosomal subunit
Molecular function (GO): mRNA binding; structural constituent of ribosome
Source: RefSeq, a predicted model, not a curated record
AUGUCUCAAAAGAUUGGUCAUACUGGAUUAGCCUUUGCUCGCAUAUGGCAUCAUGUAGAUGCAGCCAAGGAUAAUAGAACAUUAGGUAGAUUAGCAAGUUCCAUUGCUAUAACAUUAAUUGGUAAGCAUAAACCUGUAUAUCACCCUACUCAAGAUUGUGGAGACUAUGUUGUAGUGACCAAUUGUCAAAAUUUAAAAAUUACUGGUAAAAAAAUGGAACAACGCAAUUACUGGUCUCAUACAGGUAGACCAGGUAGUCUAAAGUUAACUCCCAUGAAUGUUGUUGCUGAAAGAAAAGGUUAUGGUGAACUUUUAAGGAGGGCUGUUAGUGGUAUGUUACCCAAAAACAGAUUACGUAAAAUACGAUUAGAAAGAUUAAAAGUGUUUGAUGGUGAAGAAAAUCCAUAUAUGCACAAUAUUACUGCAUUUGCUAAUCAACAACCACUGGUAAUGGAAAAACUAGAAAAGAUUAAAGGAACAAACUGA